Musca vetustissima is the source of this 1164-nucleotide messenger RNA. RefSeq names its product probable cytochrome P450 313a4. The transcript has 7 exons. Bases 1 to 1164 code for a protein of 387 amino acids. Gene Ontology annotation, molecular function: heme binding; monooxygenase activity; iron ion binding. Lineage: Eukaryota; Metazoa; Arthropoda; Insecta; Diptera; Muscidae. The record is from RefSeq and is a predicted model, not a curated record.
AUGUUUACCUACCCGGUAUUACUUGUAACCGAACCGGAUAUUAUCCACGAUAUAUUGGCAUCACCAUGUUGUACGAAUAAAAGUGUUUUCUAUAAACCGCUAAACAUAGCUGUUGGAACAGGUCUAUUUUCUUUGAAAGAUCCCGAAUGGAGUGUUCAUAGAAAAUAUUUGAAUCCUGCCUUCGGCUUUAAAAUGUUACAGAGUUUUAUGCCAAUCUUCAAUGAGGAGGUGGACAAGGUUGUAGAGCUUUUCAAAGAGACUACUGAAUUUCCAGAUGUGACAUCAUUGUUGCAAAAUUUUACAUUGAACGUGGCCAUAAGAACAACAAUGGGAGUUAAUGUUGCCAAUGAGUUUCAAAAUGGAUCCAAAAGUGGCAUAAUCAAAAGUUUUCAGUGUAUUUUGGAGAAUCUACCUCUUAUGAUGCUCAUAAAUAACAAAUUAAAUGGAGAUGGUGGCGAGGCUAAUUUGAUGCAAGGAGAAUCAAAGAAUAUUUUCAUUGAUCAAGUUAUUGAACUUAUGAAGAAGAAUGUCUUUACAUUGCAGCAUGUAGAAGACGAAUCAAAUACAAUCAUAUUCGGGGCUUUCGAAACGACGGCCAAUACAAUUGGACAUAUUCUAGUUUUGCUUGCAAUGUUUCCUGAAUUUCAACAAAAAGUCUACGAGGAACUAUUGGCCAUGUUUCCAGAUGGGGGAGAUUUUGAUGUGACCUAUGCGAAUAUUCAAAAUAUGACCUAUAUGGAUAUGGUAAUCAAUGAAUCUAUGCGUUUGCUGACACCAGUACCCUUCGUAGCACGUGAGAAUUCAAGUGAUAUCGAGCUAUCCAACGGGAUGGUUAUACCAGCUGGAGUGCAAUUUGUUCUUAACAUUUUCACCAUGCACAGAGGUAAAGAUUUGUGGGGUCCCAAAGCUGACAUGUUUGAUCCGGACCAUUUUUUGCCUUGUAACAUGGAAGGCAAACAACCGUAUGCAUUUAUUCCCUUUACAAAGGGAAUUCGGAAUUGUAUAGGAUGGAAAUAUGGUCUCAUGUCGACAAAAGUAACCUUGGCAAAGUUAUUAAGGAAUUUUAAAUUUUCCACCGAUUUGCAAUAUUCGGAUUUGGAGUUUAAUUAUGCGAUUGUACUGAGGCUAAAACAUACACCCUGUUUGAGGAUUGAAAGAAGAUAA